This is a messenger RNA of Thecamonas trahens ATCC 50062, 682 nucleotides long. RefSeq names its product NADH dehydrogenase iron-sulfur protein 8. The coding region runs from base 18 to 650 and encodes 210 amino acids. Gene Ontology annotation, cellular component: membrane. The transcript has 2 exons. Gene Ontology annotation, molecular function: 4 iron, 4 sulfur cluster binding; NADH dehydrogenase activity. NCBI's taxonomy places the organism in Eukaryota, Apusomonadida, Apusomonadidae. The record is from RefSeq and is a predicted model, not a curated record. Gene Ontology annotation, biological process: aerobic respiration.
UCGACUCGAGACACAACAUGCUUCGCGCUGUGACGGGAGGAGUGCGAGCCGCUGCUGGGCUUGCCACUGCUGCUGUGCCUACCGCUGCUGUGCGCCAGCAGAGCACACAGGUUGACAAGUCUGAUGGGUGGGAUGGCCUUUCUACUGAUCCGUCUAACGACGAGCUGCUCAACUACAACGCCAAGUCUCUGUUCCUGACUGAGCUUGCGCGCGGAAUGGCGCUGACGCUGGAGUACUUCUUUGCGCCCAAGGUCACGCUCAACUAUCCGUUUGAGAAGGGGCCCAUCUCGCCGCGGUUCCGUGGUGAGCACGCGCUGCGUCGCUACCCGACGGGCGAGGAGCGGUGCAUCGGGUGCUCGCUCUGCUCGUCGGCCUGCCCGGCAUCGGCGCUGACCAUUGAGGCUGCGCCGCGGAGCAACGACGGGACCCGGCGGACGAUCCGGUAUGAUCUCGACAUGACCAAGUGCAUCUACUGCGGCCUGUGCCAGGAGGCCUGCCCGGUCGACGCCAUUGUCGAGGGUCCCAACUUUGAGUUUUCCACCGAGUCGCGCGAGGAGCUCCUGUACAACAAGGAGAAGCUCCUUGCCAACGGCGAUAAGUGGGAGACCGAGAUUGCCGAGGCUCUCGAGGCUGACUACCUGUACAGGUAGAGGCGAGAAUAAAGAUCUGCAUCACACACACA